Messenger RNA from Octodon degus (degu), 2678 nucleotides. It is a transcript of the gene Aoah, whose product is annotated as acyloxyacyl hydrolase. The transcript has 22 exons. Gene Ontology annotation, biological process: lipopolysaccharide catabolic process; negative regulation of inflammatory response. Bases 115 to 1836 code for a protein of 573 amino acids. NCBI's taxonomy places the organism in Eukaryota, Metazoa, Chordata, Mammalia, Rodentia, Octodontidae. Gene Ontology annotation, molecular function: acyloxyacyl hydrolase activity; calcium ion binding. The record is from RefSeq and is a predicted model, not a curated record.
UCUGCACACCGAAGACUCCCUUGCCUCCUCCUAGUUCUAGACCCUGUGUCUCUCUCUCUCGGAUUACUGGCUUGUGGGUUCCAGCAGGUGGUGACUCCAUUAGAGAACUUGGAGAUGAAGUACCCGUGCAGAGUCCUUGCAGGGACUCCUUUGUUCCUAUUCCUGCUCCUUUGCUCCUCGGCCUCUCCAGCCUCUGAUGACCAGUUCAGCAUGGGCCACUCCAGUAGACACCACUGUCUAGGGUGUGUGGUGGUGGUGUCUGUGAUCACGCAACUGGCUCAAGUUCACAACUCUACAGUGGAGGCCUCAAUGGAGAGACUGUGUAGCUACUUGCCUGGAGAGCUCUUCUUGAAAACCACAUGCUAUUUACUGGUUCACACGUUUGGAUCGGACAUCAUAAAGCUGCUUGACGCAGACAUGAAUGCUGAUAGGGUGUGUCACACGCUGGAGUUCUGCAGGCAGGAACCUGGCCAACCAUGGUGCCAUCUCUACCCCCUUCCUGAGGAAGUACGGAAGUUGACACAAGAGAAGGCCAUACGUGUUGUCACGAGGUCCACAGCUGUGAAAUAUCUUCAAAGCGGUUCUGAUAUUUGCUCACUCCCAUUUUUGGCCAAGAUUUGUCAGAAAAUUAAACUAUCUAUACAGACUUCUAUGCCAUUCAAAGAUGUUGACGCAGACAAAUACAGUGUUUUCCCGACCCUGCGGGGCUACCACUGGCGAGGGAGAGACUGUAACGACAGUGACAAGACCGUGUACCCAGGCAGAAGGCCAGACAACUGGGAUGUCCAUCAUGACUCCAACUGCAAUGGCAUCUGGGGCGUGGAUCCCAAAGAUGGAAUUCCUUACGAGAAGAAGUUCUGUGAAGGUUCACAGCCCAGGGGACUCAUUUUGCUGGGAGACUCAGCUGGGGCUCAUUUUCACAUCCCUCCCGAAUGGCUCACAGCUUCGCAGAUGUCUUUGAACUCCUUCUUCAAUUUGCCAACAGCUCUUACUGAUGAGCUCAACUGGCCCCAGCUCUCCGGUGCUACAGGAUUUCUGGACUCAACCACUGGGAUGGGAGAAAGGUCUAUUUACCUUCGUUUACGGAAAUGGAACCGCUGCAACCACAGGGAUUACCAGAACAUUUCAAGAAACGGUGCAUCUUCCAGAAACCUGAAGAAGUUUAUAGAAAGCAUGUCUAGGAACCAGCUGUUGGACCAUCCAGCCCUCGUCAUAUACGCCAUGAUUGGAAAUGAUGUCUGCAAUGGGAAGGCCGACACUGUUCCAGAAAUGACCACUCCAGAGCAGCUCUACUCCAGCGUCAUGGCGACGCUUGAGCACCUCAACUCCUAUUUACCCAAGGGCAGCCACGUGGUUUUAUCUGGCCUGCCGAAUGGAACCUUUCUCUGGGAUCAUAUGCAUGACAGAUAUCAUCCUCUCGGCCAGCUAAACAAAGAUGUGACCUAUGCACAGAUGUUCUCCUUCCUGAACUGCCUGCAGCUCAGCCCCUGCCAUGGCUGGAUGACCUCCAACAAGACACUCCGGACUCUCACCUCCGAGAGAGCACAGCAGCUCUCCGACACACUGAAGAAAAUUGCAACUAGAAAGAAGUUUGCAAACUUCAAUCUUCUCUACAUGGACUUUGCAGAAAUCACAGAGGAGUGGCAGAAAAGAGGCGGGCAGCCCUGGCAGCUCAUCGAGCCUGUGGACGGAUUCCACCCCAAUGAGGUGGCUUUGUCACUGUCUGCAGAACUUUUCUGGAAAAAAGCACAGCUCCAGUGGCCCGAGAUCCUGGGGAAGGAGAACCCAUUCAAUUCCCAGAUUGAGCAGGUGUUUGGAGACCAAGGGGGGCACUGAGACAUGCCUCUGGGCAGCACAGGCCUGGAUAAAUGCACUCAGCAGCCCACCCUGGAGGCUGGCAUCAGGCCCAUGGGCUUUCCUUCUUACAUCUUUUGGGGUUUUGUUGUUGUUGUUGUUGUUGUUGUUGUUGUUUGUUUGUUUGUUUGUUUUUGCACUAGAGAUCAAACUUAGAAGCUUGCCUUUCCCAGGCAGGUGCCUAUGAUGCUGGGCUAUCUCCCCGGCGCUCUUACAUCUCUGUAAAGCACUCCCCUCUCUGUUCACAGCAUAGAACAGAGAAUGGCGGGGUGAUGCUUUAUGCUUCUGGGAUCAAUUUCCUGCCAGCUGCCCUGGAAAUAACCUUUAAAAAGGUACUUUGGGGACCAUUCCAGAAAAGGUAGUUUUGUGCCUUUCCACAGUUAACUGCUCCUAAAAAAGCCUCUAAAAACACAGAUGCUUCCUACAGGACAUUUACACAAGGGCCUGGCAUACUCCACAAGGGUGACUUCAAAAUGGCCAGGCAAGCUGGGGCUCUGCCUAGGAGUGCCACCAAGGAUGCUCCCAAGAAGGGACAGCCCAGGUUCCGUGCAUCCAUUCUGAAAACAGAACACAAAACCAUAAAUACAACAUUAGAUGUAAACUCAAAUAGUUGUUUACAAGGAGAAAGAAACCAUAAUUACAAACCUUUAAAAGUCAGCAAGUACCAUAAUCCUGUAAAGUCCAUAGAAAUGACCUUUAUUUUUUUCUUUAAAAGUGGCUCUUCCAUUCUUUACCUGUAUAAUCUGAUUUCCUCUUCCUUACAACAAUGAUUUUGUGACAGUGUUGCCUAUAGAAAGAAUUAAAAAUAAAAUUUGUUGCAUCUU